This is a messenger RNA of Dreissena polymorpha, 447 nucleotides long. Its product is annotated as ninjurin-1-like. The transcript is spliced from 2 exons. Gene Ontology annotation, biological process: tissue regeneration; cell adhesion. Bases 1 to 447 code for a protein of 148 amino acids. Gene Ontology annotation, cellular component: membrane. Lineage: Eukaryota; Metazoa; Mollusca; Bivalvia; Myida; Dreissenidae. The record is from RefSeq and is a predicted model, not a curated record.
AUGGAGGUCAGCACGGAAAAGUCGGAGAUCAUGGUGAACAGCUCGACCAACAGCAGUGAAGACAUCAUCAUGAACGGCGAGAAGCUAGAAGAAGUAACGGAUCGCGACGGAUUCCGGUACAACAGGUACGCUACCAAAAAGACGCUCGUUGAAGGCCUGUUGGAUAUCAGUCUCCUAAUGGCCAACGCCUCGCAGCUGAAAUCCCUCAUCAGUCUUGGCCCUGGUACUGACUAUUACUACGCCAAUAUGGUGAUGAUUAGCCUGUCCAUCGUACUACAGAUAGUCACAGGCAUACUGCUGCUGGUGUUGGGCAGUAUGGAGGGCAAGGAUCUGGAGGGGAAGAAGGCAGCUGAUAAACUGAACAACGUCACGGUCGGCUUCGUUUUCACUAUUACCGCCAUUAACUUGUUCGUGGCCGCGUUCGGGAUCAAACUUAGUGAGUGUUGA